AUGUCAAACUACGACCCGUACGAUCGGGAUUACUCUCGCCGCUAUGUGCGAGAGGAGCGUCGAGAAGACCCCCGCUAUCUCGACCCUCGAGAUUCCUUUAACUCAAAGACUCAUCGGGAGAUCGUUCCUCGCGGACGCGAGGACAGCGAUCUAUCGAUAGAAGAGGUCAGACGGGAAUUUCCCCCUCCUGGUACCCGUGAUAUUCGCAGGGCCCGAUCCGCCGGCCCAAACUACUACGAGGAAGAAUAUGAGUAUCGCCGAGGCUACGACCCUCGCGAUCGCGACUAUGACCGUCGUUCCCACCGAGGUCACUCCAGCCCUUACUACGAAGAUGAGGAGCGCGACCGCGAGCGCAAGCACAAACCGAAGGGAAUGUCCAAGAAUGAGAAGAUCAUUGCUGCCGUCGCCGGUGCCGCCCUUUUGGCGGGUGGUAAGGAACUGUACGAUCGACGCGAAGCCAAGGAGGAGCGCACUGAAGUCCAACGCAAUCCUCUGUCAACUGCAGCUCUUGCUGGAGUCGGUGCCUUGGCUGCCUACCAGGGUGCACAAUUCUACAACAAGCAGCAGGCCAAGAAGGAUCAAAAGGCCAACAUGAUUCUUCAACGCGGCCGCGACGGUUAUUAUAGUGAUUACUACUCUGAUGAGGACGAAAGUCCAAGGGAGAAGAAGGGACACAAGAACUUCCUCGAGAGCGCUAUCGCAGCCACAGGUCUCGGCGCUGCUGUCAAGAGUCUCACUGGCGGCGGCGGAGACGAUACCAGGAGUCGCCGGGGAGGUAGUCCCUCCAGCGAAAGAUCUCGUUCUCACGCUGGUGGUGGCAGCGGCGCCAACAAGAUUCAAAAGGCAGCUAUGGCUUCCCUCCUUGCCGGUGCCACAGAGGCCUUUCGUGUUGCCAAGGAGCCUGGCGGCUGGAAGGGCGAAAAGACGAAGCGCAUUCUCACCGCCGCUGCAGGUGCUGCUGCUGUCGACACCGCAACUGAUGACAAGGGAGGAAAGUUGGGCUUGGCCGAGUCCGUGAUUGGUGGCUUAGUCGGUAACCGCCUAAUUCGUGGUUCGAGAAAUGAUAUUGAGGAGGAUCGCAAGACUGGCCGCAGCCGCUCUCGCUCGCGAGCCCGCUCCAAGUCUCAGGGUGGUGGCAGUGGAGGCGCAAGCGGUCUUGCCGCUCUUGCGACCGCUGGCCUGGGUGCCCUGGGUGCAAAGAAGGUUCUUGAUCGAUCUCGAUCGCGAUCCAGGAGCCGUAGGGGACGAAGUGCCUCGUGCAGUCCAUCCCCAGACAGGCGCCGUCAGCGAAGCCGCAGCCGUAGUGUUGUUGACAAAGCUCGCAACGGCUUGGCCAAACUAGGCCUUGGAGCUGGUGCUGGUGCUGGCGCUGCCGCCGCUGAUGACUACCACCGGCGCGACCAAGAUGACUUUAGCGACCGCGGUGGCAGCCGUUCCCGCCGAUACUCGGACGAUAUGUACGAUGACCGUCGAUAUGGCAGCAAUCGAGAUUAUUACGAUGAUGAUAGAUCAUACAAGAGUAAGCCCCGAGAGAGAAGACGAGGAGGGCGUUCCGAUUAUUCCUCUUCGUCAUCAGACCUAGGGGAUUCUGAUGAGGAUGAGAAGCGGGCGAAGAAAAUGAGAGGUAAGCAACUUAUCACCACAGGUUUAGCAGCAGUGGCCACUAUACACGCAGCGCACGAGGUGUAUUCUAGCAUGGAAAAGAGAAACGCACGGCAUAAAGCAGUCAAGGAAGGACGGUUGAGUGAGAUGGAAGCCAAAAAGCUCAAGACCAAAGCCAUCAUGCAAGACGCCGCAUCAGUCGGUAUUGCUGCUAUGGGCAUCAAGGGAGCCAUUUCCGAGAUGAAGGAAGCCAAAGAAUUGACACACGAGUGCAAAACUUUCCAACAAGAGAAGGCUCACCGUCAUGAGAAGCGAGUGCAAAGGCGCUUGCGACAACAGUCAAUGGGUGACGGUAGAAGAAGAGCAGACAGUUGGGCUCCUUCGUCUCGAGGGGAUGGGUAUGACUCGGAUAUCGAGUAUGAAUACUUUGACCCUCAAGACUACGGAGGCAAACCUUACAGAGGCAACACCUUCCCAGCAGAGCCGUAUGGUACAAACACUUACAGGAGGAACCCCAACGGUCUGCCAUCUCCUUUCUAA
Messenger RNA from Fusarium fujikuroi IMI 58289, 2142 nucleotides. RefSeq lists its product as uncharacterized. Bases 1 to 2142 code for a protein of 713 amino acids. The record is from RefSeq and is a predicted model, not a curated record. NCBI's taxonomy places the organism in Eukaryota, Fungi, Ascomycota, Sordariomycetes, Hypocreales, Nectriaceae. The transcript has a single exon.